UCUCUUAAGUAAAAUUUUUAAAAUACCAAUAGACAGAUACUCAGUUGUUAAUCCUUUUCACUUCUGUAUCUCAGAUUAUUAGGAAUUUUAUUAUUUCUUUGUUUAUAAAGAUUUCUUUACGGUGCAGGCUGAUGUUUGAUAACUGUUUAUUGUGUUUGCUGCAGUUAUCAAAUAGAGCAGACAUUUAUAUGCAGUGAAGAAUUAAUUAAAAAUACUUUUUGAUGUUUAUGGAAACUGAUACCUUUUUUUAGUAUCCCCACACUCACUGGGGAUAAUUUUAAUUCACAUUUGAAACUGUCUACAUUUUAUCUGAUAGCAGUGUCUUCAAGGCACAUAUGUAUAUUGGAUUUAUGUUGUGAUUUCUUACAAAAUGCUUAACUAGUAAAACUUCUAAAAUCUUAAUUUUACUCUAAAGCCUGGCUUAUAGUAUUCUUGAGCCAUUAGUUUGACAAAGCACUGAAACGAUACUUCUGUUGCAUUACUGAAAAGCUUAGAUAAUUGUGGCAGGGGACUUGUUGAAUAUAAGUGUUUUUCCUCUUCAAAAAUUUUUAUUUAAAUUUCUUAGCAUAAUUUGGGUACAGAAUUAAGGUAAAAUAUUUUUUCUUACAUGUGAGGAAGCAAAAAGCCUCUAAUAAUGGCAUUGCCAUUCUGAUGUGAGCUCAUCAGAGUACCAUAUGACAUGAGCUUAAGGCCCUGAUCAGUCUUAAUGAAAUAAGCUUUAUAAAAAUUUUUUUUUUCUGAAACCCCAGUUGGCCCAGGGACCGCUUUACAGAGCUCCAGCCUUGGACUUUCACCUAUGAUCAGUCAUAUUCUUCUCCAGGGUUUAUACUUGUUAAGUCAAUAUUAAAACACAGAAAACACCCCCCCCACCCCGAUUUUGUUCACUUUUGUUUUCAUAUACAAGAAUCUUUACAGUCAACAUGUACUUCUAGAUGCUGUAUUGAAAUUGCUGGCAGAGUCUAUUCUAUACAAACUGAACAAUCUGGCCCCUUGUUUUAUUUGUAAAGGUUCAAUGUAUCUAUGCCUGCCUACUUCAGUCUGCAAGGGAGUGUCAGAAAGGCCCCGCAUUCGCCGAGCCGAGAUACUACUCGUCAACGAAUCAAAUUCAGUGAUGACAGAGUAUGCAAGAGUCACCUUCUCAACUGUUGCCCCCAUGAUGUCCUGUCUGGAACUAGAAUGGAUCUUGGAGAAUGUCUGAAAGUCCAUGACCUGGCUUUAAGAGCAGAUUAUGAAAUCGCAUCCAAAGAACAAGAUUUUUUCUUUGAACUUGAUGCUAUGGAUCAUCUGCAGUCAUUCAUUGCAGAUUGUGAUAGAAGAACAGAAGUGGCUAAGAAAAGAUUAGCAGAGACUCAAGAAGAAAUUAGUGCUGAAGUUGCAGCGAAGGCAGAACGUGUUCAUGAGUUAAAUGAAGAAAUUGGUAAAUUGUUGGCCAAAGUGGAGCAGCUAGGAGCCGAAGGAAAUGUGGAGGAAUCCCAGAAAGUUAUGGAUGAAGUGGAAAAAGCACGGGCAAAAAAAAGAGAAGCAGAGGAAGUUUAUCGGAAUUCUAUGCCAGCUUCCAGUUUCCAACAGCAGAAACUUCGAGUCUGUGAAGUUUGCUCUGCCUAUUUAGGUCUUCAUGAUAAUGACAGACGACUGGCUGAUCAUUUUGGGGGUAAACUGCACCUGGGAUUUAUUGAAAUAAGAGAGAAGCUUGAAGAAUUAAAGAGAGUUGUAGCUGAGAAGCAGGAGAAAAGAAACCAGGAGCGCCUGAAGAGAAGAGAAGAAAGGGAGAGAGAAGAAAGGGAGAAGCUGAGGAGGUCUCGAUCACAUAGCAAGAAUCCUAAAAGAUCCAGGUCCAGGGAGCAUCGCAGACAUCGGUCUCGCUCCAUGUCACGAGAACGGAAAAGGAGAACUCGAUCCAAAUCCCGGGAGAAACGCCAUCGCCACAGGUCCCGCUCCAGCAGCCGUAGUCGCAGCCGCAGCCACCAGAGAAGUGGGCACAGUUCUAGAGACAGGAGCAGAGAGCGAUCGAGGAGGAGAUCCUCAAAAGAAAGAUUCAGAGACCAAGACUUAGCAUCACGUGACAGAGACAGGAAUUCAAGAGACAGAUCACCUCGUGACAGAGAUCGAAAAGAUAAGAAGCGGUCCUAUGAGAGCGCUAAUGGCAGAUCAGAAGACAGGAGGAGCUCUGAAGAGCGCGAAGCAGGGGAGAUAUAAUUAGCUGUGUCCAUAUCCUCAAUCCUUAAGCUUCUUCUGGAGUUACAUACUAUUGUUUAGUUGACAGCUGUUCGGGCUGACACAGUGAGCAGUUCCAGACACCGAUCCAGCUAGGCUAGGUGUACAGCAUCUAACUCAGUCUGUACUUGUUUUCUUUGAUGAAGCCUAAAACUACAUCCAUAGUUUCUGGUGAACCUGUAAUACACUUCUGAAAGUCCAGUUUUAUAUAAUAAGACACAGAUGUCUUUAUUCUUUCUAGUAGGACUGAUAGUGAGUGAAUUGUGUUACUUGCCUUGGGAUUUUUUGAACAUUUUUAAAAUGCUGUCUUCCUCUCUACUCCCAAACAACAGCAACUUUGGGUAUUUCUUUUUAAUCCUUCUUCCUUUGACUCUAUAUCCCCUGACACUUCUACCCUCUAGUGGUAAGAGAAAGGGGUACAAGGAAGCAAUAUAACUUCUGUUCUAAGGUUCUAUUCCCAUUAUUAAUUACUAGCUGAUUACAGUUCAAAACAUUUAUACUGGAAUGUGUGCUGGAGAAAUUUAAAAUAUGAGUUUUGUUUGUCUAACGGUGCCUAUUUUAGAGUUGGAAGUUGAACAGCUGUUGCAUUACAUACUUUGCUUUUUUUAUUGAAAUUUUGAAAUCAAACAUGUCUUGAUUUUUCUGUUCUUCUUGAAUAGCUACAUUCAGGAUGUUUUGAGAUGGGGGGUGGGGGCAGGGACUUUCAUAAGCACUUGUUUUAUUUUGUGUGUGUGGAGUACAAGGAUGACACCCUAAUUGUAAAAAAAUAAUAAAGUGAAAGAAUCACCACCACCAUCAUUAAACUGUAACUUGUCUAGUAAAUUGUCACUAGAGCUAUUUGCGGUGGCCAUUUCUAUUCUGUUAUUAUAGUGCCUUACUGUGCAAGGCACCAAAGGAAAUAAAUAUAUACUUAACAAAGAUUCAAGAUGAAUUGUUGCUCCACCUGGGCCCUUGCUGAUUAUAUUCCAGCUGCUUCAGGACUGUAACAACCACUGUAGAGGAGGACCAGACCUGCAGAAGAAAUUGGGUUUGUUUGUUUUGUUUUUCUUCACAUUGAGCAAACUGAAAUAAAAACAUGGUGUAACCAGUGUAAAGAGACUUAA
Molecule: messenger RNA, 3317 nt
Organism: Capra hircus (goat)
Lineage: Eukaryota; Metazoa; Chordata; Mammalia; Artiodactyla; Bovidae
Product: putative RNA-binding protein Luc7-like 2
Exons: 10
Coding region: 1021-2196 (391 amino acids)
Biological process (GO): mRNA splice site recognition
Cellular component (GO): U1 snRNP; U2-type prespliceosome
Molecular function (GO): mRNA binding
Source: RefSeq, a predicted model, not a curated record